AUGGCUCGUGGUGGGACAGACGAGGAUUACGAUGAUGAUGGUGUUGAUUCGAAUGGAGGGGGGUCUGGUGAGGAGUAUGCUUACCAGAAUAUGGAAGACUACAGGGCUAUGAUCGGCAAUGAUGAUGACCAGGAAGCCGCGGAAAAGGAGUUCGGGUUUGACGAGGGCAACUAUGUGAGUGAGGCAGACUCUUUGCUGGCGGAAUUUAGUGAUUAUGGCGGGAUCUCGGAGGAUGAUGAGCAGGAUUUUAUGGAUGCGAUUAGGGAAGCCAACAAUUUCAAAGUGAAGAGGAAACGAAGGGAUAGGAAGGCAAAAUCUUCAGUUAAGGCAUCUCGGCAGAGAGUUCUGGAUCCAGAAGUCUCUCAAUUGCUCUCUGAAGCGAACGAAGCGUUUGUGAGGAAUGAUUUGCAGGUCGCAGAAAGAUUAUAUAACGAGGUGAUCAAGAAAGAUGCGCGAAAUUUUGCCGCUUAUGAAACUCUGGGUGAGAUAUACCAGUUGCAAGGCCGUUUGAAUGAUUGUUGUAAUUCUUGGUUCUUGGCAGCUCAUCUCAAUUCCUCUGACUGGUCGUUUUGGAAGAUCGUGGCUAUUCUAUCAGCGGAUUUGGGCCAUAUACGGCAGGCGAUUUACUGUUACUCAAGAGUGAUCAACAUGAAUCACGAAGAAUGGGAGUGUGUGUACCGCAGGUCUCUGCUUUACAAGGAAGUGGGACAGAUUGGGAGAGCAUUGGAAGGUUUCCAAAGGCUUCAUGCGCACAAUCCGCUAGACGGCAAUAUUUUGCGAGAUUUGGCAGUGCUUUAUGUCGAGUACAACCGUAUUAACGAUGCCGUGGACAUCUAUAUGAAGAUUUUUGAAGAUAAUGUAGAAAGACGGAAUGCCAUAAUCGCUGCUUCUGAAAGUGCUCUUGAGUCUUCUGAUGAGGAGGAAAGUGAAGAUGACUCAACGACUGAAGAAACUGUGGAGAAUGAAGCCGAAUUGGAGGAGAUGAAGAUGUACCCAAGUAUCAACUGGAAGAAAAUAAGAGCCAAAUAUAAAUGUAUCAUUUUCGAUUGGUCUUCGUUGAACAUCCUUGCCGAACUGCUCCUGAAACUGACUUCUGGGGGCAGUUCUGGAAUUAAAGCGAUCAAGAAGUGCGCUAGGUGGAUAGAAAACCGUGAAAACCAGGUUUUUUGGGACGAUGUCAAUGAUGAUUCCGAAUUUGAUAGCAGAAGAUUCAAGAAUAGUAGGUUUGAUUCUUUAAAGGAAGCCGAGAAGCAAAAAUCGUACGAUCUACCAAUUGAUAUUAGGAUACGUUUAGGCUUAUUGAGAUUGCUCACUGAUAAUACCGUAGAAGCGCUCAACCACUUCCAAUUUUUGUAUGACGAAAACUUUGCUGAUAUCCCUGAUCUCUAUUUCGAAGUGGCUCUAGCGUUGCAAAAGGCAGAGAAGUACAAAGAAGCUAUCGAUUUUUUCUCGCCGCUGCUAUCGAUGGCAGAAUACCGUACUUUAGAACUCUACAAGCCGUUGGCGAAAUGCUACAAGGAGAUUGAAGAUUACACUAUGGCGGAAAAAUACUACAAGAUGAUUGUCGAAAUUGAGCCCGAGGACCUGGAUAAUAAAUUAAUACUAGCGGAGAUUAACUAUCAUCUGGGAAACACUGAAAUCUUUAGCCAAUUGUUAUUAGAGGUCGUUAAUCUGAGAAAGCGUCAAGCAAGUCAAAGUGUGUCAACACCAUCCUCAAAUAGAGGCAAUGAAGGGUCAUCGGAAAAUAUUGCUAAAGAAACUUCCGCAAAGCCUCUGCUGGAGGACAGUUUCUUUAGACGAUCGGGUCCAAAGAGAAAAAGAACUCCCCAGGAUGCAGAGAGAGAACGGCAAGAACGUGAGAAGAGAAUCACCACAAAAGUAUUAGACAAAUACAACAAACUGUCGUUGUACAGACCUGGGAUGAUAGAUGGAGAUAAAACUCAAAGAUACCUAUGGAUUGAUACUGCUUCUGACCUAGUUGAUGUGUUUUCAAGUGUUAAAAACUUUUUCGUUAAGAGCAGAUCGAAGAAGUUCGUUGGGAUUUUUAGAAGAACAAGAAAGUUUAAUAAAGUCAUCGAUUACAAGAUCGAGAGGCUAUCCAAAUUAUCAGAGGGUGAUAACCUUCUAGAUGGGUUACCUUUGAUGGAAGAAAGAGUGACUCUUACUUCAACAACUGAACUCAGAGGUCUAACAUACGACCAAUGGUUUGAAGUCUUUAUGGAGCUCGCACUUAACCUUACCCGUUAUCAAAGUGUGGAAGAUGGAUUGAGCGUUAUUGAAACGGCUCAAGAGGUAAACGUUUUUUUCCAGGAUCCAAACAGAGCCAAGAUGAUGAAGUUCAUCAAAUUAGCGAUUGUUGCUCAAGCGGAAGAUGAGAACGCGCUGAUUGAGAAUUUGAGAGGCCUGCUGAAUCAAUUUCAAUUCAACCGUAAGAUCCUGCAGCUUUUCAUGUAUUCGCUAAUACGUGGACAAACUUCACUUGACAUAUUGAGCUCCACAGUUCAUCAGAAGUUCUUUUUGAGACAGCUGAAAGCAUUCGAUAGCAUUCGAUAUGGCAAGGAAGUUAAUGGUCAAGCUUCUAUCACCAACAAAAUGGUUUCGAAUCCAGAGAAAUUAAACUCCCCAUACCUGCACUACAUUUACGCCGUGCUGUUAUACGCAAGUAAAGGUUUCCUCUCUGCACUGCAAUACUUGAAUAGGCUGGAACAGGAGAUUCCGGAUGAUCCUAUGAUAAAUUUAUUGAUGGGCCUUUCUCAUCUUCAUAGAUCGAUGCAAAGGCUGACACCAAACAGACACUUCCAAAUUUUGCAUGGGCUACGGUAUUUAUAUCGCUACUACGACGUAAGGUCAUCCAUGUACACAACCAUUGAGAAGCAGGAAGCAGACUACAAUUUAGGUCGGGCAUUCCACUUACUGGGGCUCGUUUCAAUCGCAGUGCAGUACUAUAACAAGGUUUUAAAUGAUUACCAAGAUGAAAAGCUCAAGAAACAUGCAGCAUACAACUGUGUGAUAAUCUAUCAAGAGAGUGGAAAUACUGAGCUCGCGAACCACAUAAUGGAAAGAUAUUUAAGCGUCUAA
This is a messenger RNA of Torulaspora delbrueckii, 3078 nucleotides long. RefSeq names its product transcription factor TFIIIC subunit TFC4 (gene TFC4). Gene Ontology annotation, cellular component: transcription factor TFIIIC complex. NCBI's taxonomy places the organism in Eukaryota, Fungi, Ascomycota, Saccharomycetes, Saccharomycetales, Saccharomycetaceae. Gene Ontology annotation, biological process: transcription by RNA polymerase III. Gene Ontology annotation, molecular function: protein binding. The transcript has a single exon. Bases 1 to 3078 code for a protein of 1025 amino acids. The record is from RefSeq and is a predicted model, not a curated record.